Molecule: messenger RNA, 2211 nt
Organism: Saccostrea cuccullata (small rock oyster)
Lineage: Eukaryota; Metazoa; Mollusca; Bivalvia; Ostreida; Ostreidae
Product: protein arginine N-methyltransferase 5-like
Exons: 17
Coding region: 52-1956 (634 amino acids)
Biological process (GO): regulation of DNA-templated transcription; peptidyl-arginine N-methylation
Cellular component (GO): nucleus; cytosol
Source: RefSeq, a predicted model, not a curated record
UUUAAAUUCGGGUUCGAUAUUCACAAUUCUCCAUCCGAACUUCCUCGAAAUAUGCCAGGGAAGGAUAUGGCACGUGCGUCUUGUGGUCGUGAUUUUCACUGCUGUCCCGACAUUAACACAGCAGUAGAGACUGCAUGUAAAUCAGGGUUUGAUUUUGUUUGCUUGCCCAUCGUGAAUCCAAGAUACAAACGUGAAUUUAUUCAUGGACCAGCUAAGAAUCGCCCUGGUCCACUUACUAGAUCUGAUCUCGCUUUAUCUGGCCAAGACUGGAGUACAUUGAUUGUUGGGAAAACAUCACCAUGGUUACAGCUUGACUCCAGAGUGGAAGUCAUCCGCAAGAACUCAGAAGCUGGAUUUAAGCAGGAGCUUGCCUUCGCCAGCCAUCUUGGACUCCCAGCCAUACUGAUCCAACUGAAGCACGGUAGGAAUGCUAACCUGGCGCGGUGCUUGAGUGAACAACUUCAAGCUGCUUAUUUCCAGCAGCAAUACUGGAUACAGAUCCCACUAGUGUCAGCUCGGGAUCAGGCAGAGAAUCUGAUAGAGGGACAGUUAGAGGAGGAGGAAAGAGAACCACAGGACAACACCUGGAAAUGGUGGCAUGAGUUCAGGACUCUGUGCGACUCUCACAGAAGAAUCAGUGUUGUGCUGGAGGUUUCAGCCAAUCUGCCGUCAGAAGAGGUCCUAGAAAGAUGGUUGGCUGAACCAAUCAAAUGUGCUGUUGUAUCCACCAGUCUGUUCCUGACCAAUAAGAGAGGAUAUCCUGUGUUAUCAAAACCACAUCAAAACUUCCUUAAAAAAUUAUUUAAGCUGGAAAUUCAGAUCAUUUUGAGUGGAGCAGACAGACACCCGGACAAAGGUCUCCACACCUACCAACAGUACCUAGAUCACCUGUGGCAGACGCGGUCCCCACCUGACCCCAUAACCCAGUUUGCCAAGGGAUACGAGGAUUACCUUCAAAGUCCACUACAGCCACUGAUGGACAACUUAGAGUCCCAGACUUAUGAAAUAUUUGAGAAGGAUCCAGUCAAGUAUUCCCAGUAUCAGAAGGCUGUGUAUUAUGCCCUUCUUGGUAAAAUCAAACCUGAGGAAAAAGAAACAAAGAGUGUUGUUUUGAUGGUGGUAGGGGCAGGUAGGGGGCCCCUGGUGAGGGCCUCAAUAGCGGCAUCCCAUCAGGCUGACCGAAAAAUCCGCAAGGUGUACGCCGUGGAGAAAAACCCCAAUGCUGUGGUAACGUUGGAGAACAUGAAGGAGGAGAUGUGGGGGGACCUGGUUGAGGUGGUGUCAUGUGACAUGCGGCUCUGGGAGGCUCCGGAGAAGGCGGACAUCUUGGUCAGUGAACUGCUUGGUUCGUUUGGAGAUAAUGAACUCUCCCCAGAAUGUCUAGAUGGAGCACAAAGAUUUUUACAAGAUGAUGGCAUCAGUAUACCUUGUGAGUAUACAUCCUAUAUGUCACCACUGAUGUCUGAGAAACUUUACAAUGAGGUCCGAGUGUGUAAAGAUAACACGGGGUCUAACAAACCUAUUGACCAUAACUUUGAGACUCCAUAUGUUGUUAGACUUCACAAUUGUAAGGAGUUAGCCCCUCCACAAGAAGUCUUCAAAUUCAGGCACCCAAAUAGGGAUGCAGUCAUUGACAAUAGUCGUUACGCUUCACUGGAGUUUGACAUUAAUCAGGAUGCAAUCAUCCAUGGCUUUGCCGGAUACUUUGACACUGUUCUUUAUGAUAAUAUUACACUGAGUAUACAUCCAGAGACCCAUUCUCCAGGCAUGUUUAGCUGGUUCCCCAUCCUAUUUCCUAUCAAGACCCCAGUUUAUGUGAAGAAAGAUGACCAGGUCAUACUUCACAUCUGGAGAAGCUGUACUGCCAAGAAUGUCUGGUAUGAGUGGACCAUGGUAGAGCCCACAGUCCUACCGAUCCACAAUCCAAAGGGGCGGUCCUACACUAUAGGAUUGUAGGACCCAGCAGUCCAUAUCUACAUCUUAAAGGAGUAUUCUACAACUUAGGACUGUAGGACUAAGUCAAAUAUAACAGACAGUCAUACCCAUCCCCAACCCAAAGGAAUGCUCCUGAAUGAAAUAAAUGUUGUUGCUAACGAAAUCUUCAAAAGAUUAUUCUUAGUCAUGAUGAAAGAUCUGUAACUUUUAGAACUAUUCACUUCAAUGCAAUUAAAUUUCAUUUUAUGAUGCAUAUUAAAAGUUUAUUGUAAUUAA